Fonsecaea nubica is the source of this 924-nucleotide messenger RNA. RefSeq lists its product as hypothetical. Lineage: Eukaryota; Fungi; Ascomycota; Eurotiomycetes; Chaetothyriales; Herpotrichiellaceae. The transcript is spliced from 2 exons. The record is from RefSeq and is a predicted model, not a curated record. Gene Ontology annotation, biological process: very long-chain fatty acid biosynthetic process. Bases 1 to 924 code for a protein of 307 amino acids. Gene Ontology annotation, molecular function: oxidoreductase activity, acting on the CH-CH group of donors.
AUGGCGUCGAAACCCAUCACACUUCAAAUACGCCCUCGAGGGAAACCCAUCAAAUCCCUGCCGGAGUUCCUCGAUCUGAAACCCGACGCCUCCGCAGCCGACUUGUAUUAUGAACUUGCACGCAGAACCAAAUACUCGAUACACCAGCUGCGCGUGACCAAGGGCUCCGAUGGCAGCGUUGUGGCCAACUCAAAGGACACCUCGAUAUACCAGACCGGGCUACGUGACCAGAGCACAAUUCAUGUAAAAGACCUCGGGACACAGAUAGCAUGGCGCACGGUCUUCCUGGUGGAGUAUGCUGGGCCGAUCCUGAUACAUCCGGUGAUACUCUUCCUACGACCGUACAUCUACCCAUCUGCCAGCAAGGAGUCGUCGCAGUUACAACAAGUACUCUGUGUGCUGAUAUGCUUGCACUUCGUCAAGCGGGAGCUGGAGACGUUGUUUGUUCACCGCUUCUCGGCUGCUACUAUGCCUCUCCGCAAUAUCUUCAAGAACAGUUUUCAUUACUGGAUCAUCUCCGGCCUCAUGAUCGCAUUGUUCAUCUAUUCCCCAUACUCGGCCGCAGCACAAGAGCCGAACCCACUACUAUUUUAUCCCGGGUUGAUUAUCUUCCUCCUUGGGGAACUGGGCAACCUUCAAACACAUCUCAUCUUAAAAGGGCUCCGAAGCUCCGGCGGGACUGAACGAGGCAUCCCCCAAGGGUUCUUGUUUGAUCUCGUAACCUGCCCCAACUAUAUGACGGAGACUGCCUCUUGGCUUGGGGUUUAUCUUCUAAGUGGUCUCAGUUGGGGAGUACUCAUCUUUCUUAUCGUCUCCGUUGUCCAGAUGGGGCAAUGGGCAGCAAAGAAGGAGCGAAGGUACCGCAAGGAGUUCGGUGACAAAUACAAGAAGAAGAAGUUCACCAUGCUUCCAGGUAUUUGGUAA